AUGUGGAGAAAGAGCGUGUGUGAGGGCUGUAAUGAGCUCAUCCGGGACAGGUACCUGCUCCGAGUGCAGGACGGACUGUGGCACGAGCGCUGCCUGCACUGCGCGUCAUGUCGCGAGCCUCUAAAAGACACCUGCUUCCUCCGCAAUAAGACACUCUACUGCAAGCGAGACUACCAGAAGUUGUUUUUGGUACGGUGCAAGGGCUGCGCAGAGGUCAUCUCUCCGGCCGAGCUGGUGAUGCACGCAGGCACUGCGGUUUUCCACCUGCAGUGUUUCUGCUGCUGUGUGUGCAGCUGCAGGCUGCAGAAGGGAGACUGCUGUGUGCUCACAGGGGACAGUCUUUUCUGUGCCAGAGACUAUCACAAACAAAUGGCCAGCCUGACCACCUCCGACUCAGGUAAAAGUGAAGAUCGUGAGGAGGAGGACGAUGAUGAAGACAACAUUAAGACCGCAGGGGAGUCUAACACAAUAGGAGACGUGGAACACAAGAGACCUAAAAGGCCUCGUACCAUCCUCACAACACUGCAGAGACGUGCUUUCAAAGCUUCUUUUGAGGUCUCAUCCAAACCAUGUCGAAAGGUAAGGGAGACGCUGGCAGCAGAGACAGGACUGAGCGUACGAGUCGUUCAGGUCUGGUUCCAGAACCAAAGAGCCAAGAUGAAAAAACUGGCAAGAAGACAUCAGCAGCAGAAGCAAAGUGUGUCCCCUCAGGAGAAAAGGGAUAGCCAAUCACAACACACUGCUCCCUCUUGUGGAGGUCUGCCUGCUGAGCUGGAGUGUGCAGGUUCAUAUUCACUUACCCAGCAGAAUAUAGACUCACAAAGUUUCAAGCUGGACCCAUUCAGACAGGGCCUCACGCCUCCUCAGAUGCCAGGAGACCACAUGCAUCCCUACGGUUGUGACACACUCUAUGACGAUACAGACAGUGACCCUCUUUGUCAUUUUGGAGACUGUAUGUUGUCCAGUGAACCUUCCCUUUUAACACCCAUUGACCGAUUGUAUUCAAUGCAAGAUUCAUAUUUCGCCUCUUGAGCAUCAUUCAGACAGCUCAGAAAAGACAUAUGAGGAGUGAGUGCGUGUAUGUAUGCUUGUGUGUGUAUUCUGCUUAUGCAUGUUUUUAGGGUAGAAAUGGUGGUGAUUGUUGACAAUG
Molecule: messenger RNA, 1150 nt
Organism: Sinocyclocheilus rhinocerous
Lineage: Eukaryota; Metazoa; Chordata; Actinopteri; Cypriniformes; Cyprinidae
Product: LIM homeobox transcription factor 1-alpha-like
Exons: 7
Coding region: 1-1032 (343 amino acids)
Biological process (GO): neuron differentiation; regulation of transcription by RNA polymerase II
Cellular component (GO): nucleus
Molecular function (GO): RNA polymerase II transcription regulatory region sequence-specific DNA binding; DNA-binding transcription factor activity, RNA polymerase II-specific
Source: RefSeq, a predicted model, not a curated record